Messenger RNA from Nerophis lumbriciformis (worm pipefish), 1476 nucleotides. The record is from RefSeq and is a predicted model, not a curated record. Lineage: Eukaryota; Metazoa; Chordata; Actinopteri; Syngnathiformes; Syngnathidae.
AUGUGGAAGUCUGCAGUAGGCCACAAUGUGAGCAUUAAGAUAUCAGCAGAAGGUGACGACUGGGAGACCGAUCCAGACUUUGAGAAUGACGUUUCAGAGCAGGAGCAGAGGUGGGGGGCCAAGACCAUUGAAGGUUCUGGCCGCAAAGAGCCCAUCAGUGUUGCUGAGCUGAGAAACAAAGUUGCAGAAGAACAUGAGCAAGUGAAACAUCAGGAGAAGACCCCCAAAGCGUCCUACGGCUAUGGAGGCAAAUUCGGCGUGGAGCGAGACCGUAUGGACAAGGUGGCGGUGGGUCACGACUACGUGGCUCAAGUGCAGGAGCACAGUUCCCAGAAAGAUGCGGCCAAGGGCUUCGGGGGAAAGUUUGGCGUGGAGAAAGAUCGGAUUGAUAAAUCUGCUGUAGGUUUUGAGUAUAAAGGCAAAGUCCAGCAGCAUACAUCACAAAAAGAUUAUUCCAAAGGUUUCGGAGGCAAAUACGGCGUGGAGAAGGAGAAAGUAGAUAAAGCUGCUGUUGGAUACGACUACAAAGGGUUAACAGAGAAGCAUCAGUCUCAAAAAGAUUAUUCCAAAGGCUUCGGGGGCAAAUAUGGCGUGGAGAAGGAAAAAGUGGAUAAAGUCGCCGUGGGAUACGACUACGAGGGCCACACGGAAAAACACCAAUCUCAAAAAGAUUACGCAACAGGCUUUGGGGGUCGAUAUGGAGUGCAAUCAGAACGUAUGGAUAAGAGCGCUUCGGGCUUUUCUGACAUCGACUCACCAUCUUCCGCGUAUGAGAAGACUCAGCCGAUAGAAGCCUCCGUUGCCAACGCCGGCAAACUUAGGGCUCGUUUCGAGAACCUAGCCAAAGCCUCGGACGAGGAGAACCGAAGGAGAGCUGAAGAAGAGCAGAGCAGGAGGAAGGAAAGAGAGAAAAAAGAACGACAUGAAGUGGAAAGGCAGCAGGAGCAGAAGAACCAGGAGGAGCAAAUUCUUUUUCCAACUUUUCCAGAAGCACCACGGGAGAUGGAGCAGAACAUGCUGGAAAAGCCAACACCAGAACCACAAACACAGUUGGAAACGUGCGACGACAAGCCCCCGCCGUUGCCCCAGCGCUCGCACAGCUUUUCGCAAAUGGAAAGGGAGGUGCCCCCUGUGUACGACCAAGUCACGGUGGAUGAAGUGGCGAAUACAGGCGAUGACUACGAGGAUGUGCCGCCGCCGCCGCCGCCACCAGUGGAGGAGGGAGUUGACGAGUACGAGGAAAUUGGUGAGGUGACCCCGCCCGACUCGUCAGCGACGGACGAUUAUGAAGACCUGUCAUGCGGCGUCCGAGCGGUAGCAAUUUACGACUAUCAAGGAGAGGAUGUGGACGAGAUCUCCUUCAAUCCGGACGACGUCAUCACUGACAUCGAGAUGAUCGACGAAGGCUGGUGGAAGGGACGCUGCCACGGACGGACCGGCCUUUUUCCCGCAACUUACGUCCAGCUUAUGCAGUGA